Tetranychus urticae (two-spotted spider mite) is the source of this 1363-nucleotide messenger RNA. The record is from RefSeq and is a predicted model, not a curated record. NCBI's taxonomy places the organism in Eukaryota, Metazoa, Arthropoda, Arachnida, Trombidiformes, Tetranychidae.
AACAAGAUCUUAUACGGAUUGCAAAUAGUGGACGGUCCCUGAACUAUUACUAAAUAUUCUUUUGUUUUUCUCUCAUAAUAAUUACAUGUUGUGUUAAUUGUUUUCAAUUAAAUUAUUGUUACUUUAUAUUUUCUAUUAAAAUGUCAAAUUGGAAUAUUGAUUCAGUUCUUUCUAUUAUUUCUGAUCUUGGCCUAAAAAGUGACUUCGAUAUCCCAUUGAACGAAGCCAGAAUAAUUGUCGUAGAUACAUCUACAUUCAACGUCUACAGUGAAUAUCCAGACAAUGUCAAAUUGGAAAAAGAAGAGAUCACUUCAGCUAUUCAACAGGAUCUUGCUCUCAACUAUUCAACAUUCGGCUCUUCUCAGACAAAUGUGCGUGUUUGUUUUUAUGGAACAGCCAUGGAAGCUGAUGAACAUGUUGAUUUUAUAAAAGAAGCUCUUUUUCAAAGUCUUGGUCAUGAUCUUGAUGCCAAAGGUGGUAGCCAAGAAAAAGAUGUUAAAAGUCAAGACACCACAAAAACAUGUGCCACUCUUUCUUCCUCAAGCCUGGAAUCAGAGGAUAAUGCCCCUCAUGCCUCAAAAAAGCCACGCAACAAGAUCUUGAAAACGUUAAUUUCAAUAAAAAAACAGCAGCGCGAAAGCUUUCAAUUCAUGCAAAAGCUACAAAGAAAAAUUGAUGACAUAAAUGUCAAAGUGAAUGCUGCCUUUUGUGAUCAAGCUGUAGCCAGAUCUUUGAGUGGCGAGAAAGAUCUUGUUGAAGAAGCAGCUGAUAGAGAUCUUACAGGUGAACCAGACUUGAAUUUACCUGGAACAUCAGGACAAAUAAUCUCUGUAGGUUUGGAUGCUCCAAAAUUCAAGUUUAUUUCAGCAAAAGCUGCUGAGAGCUAUUUCGAAAAAAAGAUUGUCAAGCUGAGAGAUUCUCUUCCAUGGAUCCAGUCAAUAAGGACUUUAAGAAUCGAAAGCAUUGAAAUUGAAACAAUGCGAAAGUUACGAUGGAUUAUAAUAUCUGGACCGGUGAAAUAUGGUCGAUUCAUCAACAAGAUCUUGUUGCGGCUUUUUGGUGCUGAAAAAUUGAUGAUUACCUUGAUGGCUAAACAUGAAAAACGCCAUUGUUUGCGACCAGGUAUCGAUAGGAAUAAAGUAUUCAGCUCAAAAGAAGAAAGAACAUUGAAAAAUCUUCUUUUACACAUUGACACUGAUUUUUUUAAAAACAGUCAGGUUUGGGAAGAGCUUGUAAGAAAAAAAGCAAACCAGUUCGGUAGGGACCUGAAAAAAACCGGUUGCGACUUGAGUGACAAUGAUCAAGAUCUUGAUUCAUCUGAUCAAAAUGAAGACGAAAAUUAAACAGAAAUUACCUACAAUUA